AUGGGUGGAUGCGAUGCUAGAUACUCAUUUAACUUGACAGCUUGCGUUCCACAACCAGUAUGUCAAAGUGGGAAGUACGAGCUCAAGUCAGAAGAUAUGGAACUGACAGAUAAAUACCUAGGAAGUACAAAUGAUACACUAUGGACUUAUACUGGAAAUGUUUUGGAUUAUAAUGGUACCGUUCUUUUGGCAAUGCCUCAAAAUUCGACUGGAACAGUUGUGUCUUCAACAUUUUAUGUCUGGUACGGAAAGGUGAGCACAAGAUUCAAGAGUUCACAUAAUGCAGGAGUGGUCUCAUCCAGCAUCUUAUAUUCCAACGUGGAAGAUGAGAUUGAUGUCGAAUUUAUUGGUUCUGCAUUAAAGCAACCGGAAUCGAACUUUUACUAUCAGGGUGUUUUAAACUAUACGAAUGAAGCUAAUUUGUCAGCUUCAAACACGUACGAAAAUUGGCAUACCUACGAAGUGGAUUGGAAAGAGGAAAACAUAACUUGGUCAAUAGAUGGAAUUCAACAAAGAGUGCUUCAAAAGGAUGAUACAUACAAUGCUACCACAAAGCAAUUCAUGUUUCCCCAAACCCCUAGUAGGAUUCAGUUGUCCAUAUGGGCAGGAGGAGAUUCUUCCAAUUCACAAGGUGUUAUAGACUGGGCUGGGGGAGAAAUCGACUGGGAUGCUUCAGAUUUUGAUGAUCCUGGAUAUUUAUAUGCCGCUGUGGAUUAUAUUGAAGUCGAGUGCUACGAUCCACCAUCAGGAACAAAAAUUAAUGGUAACACUUCUUAUAUUUAUACAAGCAAAAAGAAUUUCACGCAGAGCAGUAUUAUGAUAACUGACAAUGAAACAAUAUUAGACAAUUUGGGUGAAACGGGGUGGGAUAUAGCAAAUAUGGGCAAUAGUGGUGUUGAUGAAAAUAAUGGAACUAGCAGCUCAAUUAAGAGCAAUGUUAGCCAAAGUACUUCAACUCAUUCAAACUAUCCAAGCUCUAGCUUACCAGCAGGUUAUUCUACUGAAUUUUUCCAAAAUAUCAAUUCAUUAUCUUCUGAUUUGUCUUCAAAUGCCGGUGCACCUCAAGCUAUACCACAUUUAGGAUUAAUCAUCUGGCUAAUUUUAUCGUCACUCUGA
Molecule: messenger RNA, 1116 nt
Organism: Brettanomyces bruxellensis
Lineage: Eukaryota; Fungi; Ascomycota; Pichiomycetes; Pichiales; Pichiaceae
Exons: 1
Coding region: 1-1116 (371 amino acids)
Biological process (GO): carbohydrate metabolic process; fungal-type cell wall organization
Cellular component (GO): fungal-type cell wall
Molecular function (GO): hydrolase activity, hydrolyzing O-glycosyl compounds; glycosyltransferase activity
Source: RefSeq, a predicted model, not a curated record